Messenger RNA from Rhopalosiphum padi (bird cherry-oat aphid), 3754 nucleotides. RefSeq names its product mannose-1-phosphate guanyltransferase beta (gene Gmppb). Gene Ontology annotation, cellular component: cytoplasm. The transcript is spliced from 3 exons. The coding region runs from base 1227 to 2342 and encodes 371 amino acids. NCBI's taxonomy places the organism in Eukaryota, Metazoa, Arthropoda, Insecta, Hemiptera, Aphididae. The record is from RefSeq and is a predicted model, not a curated record. Gene Ontology annotation, molecular function: mannose-1-phosphate guanylyltransferase (GTP) activity; GTP binding. Gene Ontology annotation, biological process: cell wall mannoprotein biosynthetic process; GDP-mannose biosynthetic process.
UGCGUAAUUAUUUAGUUAUUACUAUAAUGUUUUCAAAAAAAAUCCAAAUUUUUAAGUUUUACAUUUUUUGUAUUUUUUAUAUUCACAAUAUGACUUUUAUUUAUAAAUAGGUGAUGCCUAAUACCUAUAUAAUUAUUUAUGUACAAUACAAAACGCUAAAUUAAAGAUUAGUUACACGGACCUUAGAGAAAACAACAGUCAGUAUUUACGUCUUGACUCUCCCAUUCCCACUCACCCACUGUGGUCUGUCGCACAUUGCAAAUAACUACUACGAAUGCGGAAUGACCACGAAAUUUAAAAAUUCUUUGUGGAAAACGUGCCACCCGGUGCGGAUUGCUAUCUACCGGUAAAAAUCAGAAGUAACGAUCACUAUCGUCGGGGUAAUCACCAUUUUUGGCGUUGAUAAGCUGAUAUUAUCUCUGACGUACACGGUGAUAACAGUAUUUAUUAAUUAUUUCGUGAAAAAUAACAACAAUAGUAAUAAUAAUAAUAAUAAUGUGUCCAACGCCGUUGUAUAGUCGUUCGCCGCGAUCAUAAAAAGUGCGCCUGCGUUACGGUGACAAUUAUUUACGACAAUAAUUACCAUUUAUCACGACGGGACGACAAUAAUUAAUAACACGACCAUUGUAAUUGAUCAUCUUCAAUUAUUAUAAAAUAUAUUGUAAUACGUGCGUGCACUACAACACGACAAUAGUAAUAAUAAUAAUAAUAAUAUAGUGGGUGUGUGCGUGUGCGUUUGCUUUCGCGUGCGUGCGGCAAACCGUCGUGGUCGCAGAGCGUUCGCGUUAUCCCAUUUCCCAAUUCCCAAUCGGUUCGACCCGAUAAAGAAUAAAUGAUCUGAGUGGCUGGCCGUCGCCGCCGCGUACCGACCGACUCAUUUCCACCGUCAUACGACGUGGCACGUAUUUAAUGUUUAUCGUCCGUGUGUCGCGCGCCGCGUUGGUCUCGAUCGCUGUCCGCACUAUGGACCGUCCGCGUUUCCGAAGACGACACUCGACGACAUCGUCCGCUGCCCACUCGUCCGUCGCCAACAACCGUUCGAGCGCCGACAGCGUUUAACGGGUCUCCGCUGUACCGCCAACAUACACCACCGACACACGUCGUCGGCACAUCGCCUCGAGCCGCAGACACACGCCGGAGACGAGUCACCGCAGACAACGACACCACCGGCGCAGAGACGUCCGUCGGCAACACUCGGGGCAUGUUAAGUCCGUCGUCCCACUGACAUGUGUGGCGUCGACACCAAAAUGGCCGAAACCAAAGCGCUGAUAUUGGUCGGUGGCUAUGGCACCCGUCUCCGACCGCUCACGUUGAGCCGGCCAAAGCCGCUGGUCGAGUUUGCCAACAAGCCGAUGAUACUUCAUCAGAUCGAAGCACUGGUCACGGUCGGCGUGCGUGAGGUUAUAUUGGCUGUUUCGUACCGUGCUGAGCAGAUGGAAAAAGAGAUGAGUGAUGAAGCCAAAAAACUUGGUGUUCGGCUAGUUUUUUCACAUGAAUCUGAACCACUUGGCACGGCUGGACCUUUAGCUCUAGCCAAACAUUUGUUGGCCAACAAACAAAACCAGCCAUUUUUUGUUUUAAACUCUGAUAUUAUAUGUGAAUAUCCAUUUAAAGACCUGAUUGCGUUCCAUAAAUCACAUGGUUGUGAAGGUACGAUCGUGGUGACUAAGGUUGAAGAGCCAUCCAAGUAUGGUGUUGUAAUGUAUGAUGAAGACACAGGGCGCAUAGAAAGUUUCAUUGAAAAACCACAAGAAUUUGUUUCAAACAAAAUCAAUGCAGGCAUUUAUAUUUUAAACCCAUCUGUGUUGGAUAGAAUUAAGUUGGAGCCAACAAGCAUUGAAAAAGAAGUGUUUCCCUUUAUGGCCCAAGACGGUCAACUAUAUGCAUUUAACUUAAAAGGUUUCUGGAUGGACGUAGGACAACCUAAAGAUUUCCUAACUGGAAUGUGCAUGUACUUGACUUCAUUAAAGACGCGUAGUCCAACUUUAUUGUAUUCUGCUGAUGGUGUUGUUGGCAAUGUUCUUGUUGAUCCAACUGCAACUAUAGGAGAAGGUUGUAAAAUUGGUCCAAAUGUUACUAUUGGUCCAAAUGUUACUGUUGAAGAUGGUGCUUGCUUAAGAAGGUGUACCAUACUAGCAGGGGCCACAGUUAAAUCACAUACGUGGUUGGACUCUUGCAUAAUCGGUUGGCGUUCAGUAGUUGGAUGUUGGGUUCGUAUGGAAAAUACUACUGUGCUUGGAGAAGAUGUUAUUGUUAAAGACGAAUUGUACAUUAAUGGUGGACAGGUUUUACCACAUAAAUCAAUCAGUACUUCUGUACCUGAUCCUCAAAUUAUUAUGUGAUUAAUAUUAUUAUUAUUAUUUUUUAAAUAUUUAAAUAUUAUUAAUUGUUAAUUUUUUAUUUUUGUGUACAUUGGGGAAUUAUUCAUAUUUAUUUAUUAAAUAUUAAAUCUGGGAAAAAAAUAGGUCAGUCUUAAUAUUUUUGGAUAUAUUUUAUUCUAAGGCUAGAUCAAUAAAAAAAUAUUAAAACUUAUUAUUAUAUUAAAUUCAUUAUGAUAUAAAACAACUGUUCUGACUUUAGAUUUCCUAAUUGUCGUAAAAAAUAAGAAAAAGAUUGGACCUUUCAGAUCCCAGGGCACAGAAUUAUAUUAUAUUAAACAAAUAUGUAGAAAUAUUAAAUAGCUAUUUAUUUUGUAACCUAUCAUAAUAAUUAGGUUAAUAUGCAUACUUCAUGCAACACUAUAUUGAAAAAUAAACAAAUUUUUUUUUUUAUUAUUUGUUUAAAUGUAGUUAAUUAAAAAACACUUGCUUAAAAUUACUUCAUUUAAAUUAUUAUACUAUUAAAAAUUAAAAGUGUUCAAUGUUUUAUUAUGUACUCACGUUUUUGUUUGCAUUGAAUUUAUGAUUUUUCAUAGUUAAACAACACCUUUAUAUUUUGUGUAUAAUAGUAUAAAUAAUACUAGUAAAAAAAAAAACAAUAUUUAUAUAAAAAACAUAUUUUUAAGUGAUAAAGAUUAAGGCUGUAUGGUUAUAUGUUAAAUUAUUUUAAUUUCAAUAGUUAUCAAUAAUCUAAGUAUUGUUAGGUUAUUUGGAUAAACAUAACAAGACUCACAUAAUACUUUGAAAAACCUAUUACAUUUGAAAAAACAAUUAAUAAGUAAAUGAUAACUAUUAUAUUUUAUUAUAUAUUAUAUAUUUAAUAGGUACACAUAAAAAUAAAUAGGUAAAAAACACUAUUGAGUUACCUAUCUCCUAAUAAAAAUGUGUAUUUGAUCAAUAAUACAUUUCACAAAUCAUUUAUUUUCUUAUUAUGGUUGUUACAUGUAUUCAAUUGUACAAUUAGUUAAUGUAUUUAUGGUAAUCAAUCACUUAUUUAUAAUCAUUCAUGAGACUCAAUAAAUAUUUACUAAGGAUAAAAGUGCAAUAAAGAAAAACAAAUUUGUCAAUGCAUUUUUAUUACCAUUUUAUAUAAGAUUAAUUCCAAAAAUAUAAUUUAUUUAAACUUUUUUUAUUGUUUAUUUUUAUAUACAUUUGUAAUUCAUAAUUGCAAAAUAUAUUUCAAAAACACUUACUAUAAGUAACUCUAAGUCCAAUAUUUUGUUUUAGAAGUAAAAAUACAAGUUAUUUUGUAUACAAUAAGUUAUAUUUUGAAGGUAAACAUUUUUUUUUUUUUGUUUAUUAAUGGCUUUAAAAACUGAAAAUAUUAUAUUAAAAUUUCUGUACUAUUCUGUUAAAUAAAGCUAUUUAUAUUUGCA